Daphnia pulicaria is the source of this 1652-nucleotide messenger RNA. Its product is annotated as BTB/POZ domain-containing protein 2-like. Gene Ontology annotation, biological process: neurogenesis. Gene Ontology annotation, molecular function: protein binding. The transcript has 7 exons. Lineage: Eukaryota; Metazoa; Arthropoda; Branchiopoda; Diplostraca; Daphniidae. Gene Ontology annotation, cellular component: cytosol; P-body. Bases 135 to 1613 code for a protein of 492 amino acids. The record is from RefSeq and is a predicted model, not a curated record.
AACACACGUCUGCUCUCUAUGCUGUUUGCGUCUUGAUGGAAAUGCGACUCUGAACCAAAACAUAACAAACAAUCAAGACAAGGAUUUCGUGGCCCCAAUUGAAUGCAAAUAUUGUUGAUCUGAGAAAUUGCGAUAUGGCGAACAGGCGUGCGAUUGCCAGCAACGUCGACUGGCAGGUGGACAAGAAAAGUAAUUCAGACAGAGCCAAGUAUUUGUUCGAGACCAGCCUUUACUGCGACUGUGAAUUCCUCGUUGGAAACGAAGAAGAGAAAGAGUUGGUGAAAGCGCACAAAAUUUUCCUGGCCAUGGGGAGCCCUGUUUUCGAAACCAUGUUUUACGGUGGUAUGGCACAAGCCAAUGCUGGCCGAUCAGUAACCACAGGAUCAGAUGCAAUAGAAGUACAAGACAUUCAACCUUUUGCCUUCAAAGACUUGUUAGAGUUCAUUUAUACAGAACAUGUUGAUCUCAAGUCUUUUGAGCAAGCCUACGAGAUUUCCUACGCAGCCAAAAAGUACAUGGUGUCUAGCCUGGUGGAGAAGUGUUCCCAAUACAUGUGGAAGGAUCUCAUUCCCGAUAACGUGUUCAGAGCCCUUGAAUUUGCAAACUUGUUUGAAGACUCUUUACUCAAGGAGAGAAGUCUGAACCUGAUUCGAUGCCGCACAAAGGAUUCCCUGUCGCACGCCCCGUUUGAGGACAUUACGGAAUCGACGCUGUUGAUCCUGGUGAAGGAAGACGAUCUCGUCAUCAGCGAGACGGACCUGUUUGAUGCCGUCAAACGCUGGGGCACCAAAGAAUGUUCGAGAAGAGAAAUCGACGUCAGCGGCCCAAAUUUACGACUGGUCCUGGCCAACAUCAUAGGGCACAUUCGGUUCCUGACGAUGACCAACGAGGACUUUGCCAAUUCGCCAGCCAUGUCGGGCAUCCUGACGCAAGAAGAAAGCUUCGCCAUCCUGAUGAACAUUAGCUGCCGCGACAAGUGGCCCAUGCCUUCCCAGUUGUCUUCGUCCAGGCAGUCGCGCUACACGGCUCCCUACAACCUCAACUUUGGCGAGCACUCGCCCGGCAACAGGAGUCCCGUUAGCGUGUGUGGCAGGAGUGUCGAGACGACUCCCAUUUUGUCGUCGCCCGGCCGAAUUUACUGCCAGAGGCGAGUCGAAGGCGAAACAUUGGUGCACAACACGGGCAUAUUAGACUGUGCGGUGGCGUUGACGGUCGACCGAAACAUUUGCAUCCAAGGAAUCGUCAUCUCGUCACAAGCAAACCACACAGAUUCGACCAAUUGCGACCCAACGGGAGGCUACACGGAGCUGUUGUACUGCCAUCUGUUGGAUCGCGACGGGACGCGAUUGACGUACUCGCAUUUCAGCGGGCGCUCACCCAGGCGAUCGACGAUCGACGUCUUUUUCAACCGGCCCGUCUACGUCCAGCGCAACCGCGAGUACCGCAUCUGCGUCGUCCUCAACCGCUGCGGCUACUACCCGCUGGGCACCGGCUCCUCCUGGGUCAUGACGCAAGGGGUCCACUUCCGGUUCCGCUCCUCGUCCACCGAUCCGUUCCCGCUCAACGACGGCAUCCGCGACGGUUUCAUCCGCGGCGUCAUCUUUUCUUUUUGAAAACUCUCAGAAUGAAAAAAAACAAAAAACAAAACAAAA